Messenger RNA from Trichomonas vaginalis G3, 637 nucleotides. Its product is annotated as phage tail repeat-like family. NCBI's taxonomy places the organism in Eukaryota, Parabasalia, Trichomonadida, Trichomonadidae. The annotation marks the transcript as partial. The transcript has a single exon. The record is from RefSeq and is a predicted model, not a curated record.
AUGUCGAAAGAAACAGCGUCUAUGAGAGAAAUACAACACAACCGACAACUCAUUGUACAAGCUCUAAAUAAGAACACAACAAACUUUUCAAACUAUUCUAAGAUAUCUGAGUCAUUGAAAGAAGGAAACUUAAAACUGACAUUAAACCCAAUGACAGACGAGUUUCUAUUUCAAGACAGUAAGAACCAUACUGUUUGUAUAAAUCCAACAAAAAGAACUUUAAACGAGAAACCUAUAGAUGAACUUCUUUUGAAGGCAGAUAUUGACAACAAAGCUGACAAAGAGUAUGUUGACGAUGAGUUAGCACGUGUGGCUAGUGCGUUAGUGAAGAAGGCAGAUAAGGAAUAUGUGAAUGAAAAAGAUGAAAAAAUUAUAGAAAGGGUUGAAUGGUACCAUGAACGGACAACAAAGAUUUUAAAAGGUAAAGCCGAUACAGGGUGGGUUUCAGGAUGUUUAGACCUUAAAGCGGAUAAGAACCAUACACAUACCAUUGCAAAUAUUACAAACUUACAAGAAACCUUAAACAGGAAAAGUGACGUUGGACAUACACAUACCAUUGCAAAUAUUACAAACUUACAAGAAACCUUAAACAGGAAAAGUGACGUUGGACAUACACAUAGCUUCUUCGCAACUGUUG